GUAAACAGGAGAGUUUCAGUGGGAGUUUACAGGAGGAGUUUGCAGGGGAGACUGAGAGACCAAGGCAGAGGAACUGACAGGCUAGUGAAGAGAAUGGGUGGUGGUCUGCUGGUGUUCUGGUGCCUGUUGGGGGUUUGGUUUGGUUUGUGUUUCCUGGACUAACAGAUUUUAGGUGGGAAGGCUAUGACCGAUACAGAGGCAGCAGUGAAAGACACAAUGAGGAUGACUGGAUGUGGAAGCUCCGGCAUGUACAUGAUCCUGGAGGGGGUACCUGAAAAGAGUUUUGUCUGCAUGAAGUGCCGCCUGAUAGAGCUGAUGGAAGAAAAGAUCCGAGGAUUUGAGAGGCAGGUGGAAACUCUGGUUGAGUUUAGAAGGGGGUCCGAGCAGAUGAUGGAGUAAAGACAUGAGGAGGAUGAAGGGAAAAGCUCAGACUUGCAGAGGGAAGCAGGACCAAAGAAUUCUGAGGGGAGACUGCUGGGUGAGGAAAGUGGACGGUGGAAGCAUGUGACUAAGAGAACCAGGCAGAGGAAGAGACGGGCCAGUGAAGGAGAAAUAGAGCUCAGGAACAGGUUUGCAGAGUUGGAAAAUGAAGAAGGGCCACUAAGGUGGUCGCUAAGGUGAGAGGACAAGGAAGAAGAGAAGAGUAGUUAGUCCUAUAGGAAGGGAGGAAGAGUCAAUGGAGACAACACCAAAUAUGAGCUCCAGGAGGAUACGGGGUGGGUUGCGGAGGAUUGCAAGGGACAAUAGAAAUUGAGAGGACUUGCAGCCAGAGGGAACGGGGAUAGACCGGAGAAUUGCACCAUCACUAGGAAAAGGCAGGUCUACGUGAUUGGGGACUUCUUACUGAGAAGAAUAGACAGGCCUGUAACUAGAGCUGAUCGGGAGAACAGAAGGGUGUGCUGUCUGCCGGGUGCUAAGAUACGGGAUGUGGACCUGAGGCUGAAGAGGAUCCUAACAGGAGCGGGAAAGAAUCCGCUGAUUGUCCUUCAUGUGGGAACGAAUGAUACAGCUCGAUUCUCACUGGAACGUAUCAAGGGAGACUAUGCCAGACUGGGGAAGAUGCUUAAGGAAAUUGAGGCUCAGGUGAUCUUCAGUGGGAUUCUGCCUGUUCCUAGAGAAGGGCAACAAAGGUGUGACAAGAUUAUGGCUACCAACAGAUGGCUCCGGCAGUGGUGCUAUAAGGAGGGCUUUGGGAUGUAUGGCCACUGAGAAGCAUUCAUGGACAGAGGACUGUUCUCUCGGGAUUGACUUCACCUACAUACAGACACAAACCGAGAGGCAGAAGAUUGUGUCUGAAUUUCAGCAACUGAGGAACUUCCUGGAGGAACAAGAGUGACGUCUGCUGGCCCAGCUGGCAAACCUGGAAAAGGAGAUUGUGAAGAUACAGAAUGAAAAUGUCACUAAACUCUCUGAGGGGAUUUCCUGUCUCAGUGACCUGAUUAGUGAGAUGGAGGGGACGUGUCAGAAGCCAGUGAGCGAAUUCCUGCCGGAUAUCAGACGCACCUUGAGCAGGUGUGAGAUGGGGAAGUUCCAGCAGCCGGUGGAGCUUUCUGCUGAGCUGGAAAAGAGAUUCAGCGAUUUCUCCCAGAAAAAUGUUGCUCUACCGGAGACUAUGAAGGAGUUCAAAGGUACCAAGAAGGAAUCCAGGAGGAGAAAUCAGAAUGUGUCUCUGGGACUGUGGGUGGAGUUAGCCAGUUGGUUCGUUAUCUCAACAUGCUGCACUCUGAACUGGAGGUAAAAAGAGGGAAAUUCCUGGGAUCAGACAGACCAGGUGAGAUUUCACGUGGAGAUUAUCUUUAAAUGAAGAUGAAAAUCCCAUGAAAACAUUUUCAUAAACUUUUAGCACAAGUUCCCAAUGAAACCAACCCUGACCAUGACACUCUCCCUAAAAAUAAAAACACAAACAUGAAAUACUGAGGCGAUCCCAAGCAAUUGUCAAACAAACAAUCCUGGCACCAGCCUUGGUGCUGAGUUCAUGCCUGUGCUCUCUCAGCGUCCUUAACGCUGACCUUGCCGUUCCCAGGCACAUCCACAUGUCUUUGAAAUAUUCAGUUCAGAGGACUGCCACAUUCCCCUCUUUUCCCCUGAGUGAGGGUCUCUCUCCAAUUGCUCCUCACCAACAUCCUGCCUUUCUUUUCAGCAGGGCUGGGCUGAGCUCACCCCUUUGACCUGCUCACUCCUCCCUCUGAUGCUGGCACCUCUCUCGCUGGGGAAGGAGCUACCCCUCCCAAGGCCACCUCCUCUUCACCACUCUCUGGCCUUGAGAGGUUCUCUCUAAUAUCCCCUUCCCUUCACUUCUCCCAGCCUAGUGAGAAGAGCUGCCAGGAUGGGCUCAGGGUGUGCUUCCCCCUGGGGUUUAUAUCUGUCGCCUCCCUCCUCUUAUUCCCCUCACUGCAACUUCAGGUUUUGACCUUCCUCUAAUCCUGAGAGAGGAUCAGCCCCAGCAGGAAGAUGCAGCCAGGAAACGGGGAGAGAAGCAGUUUCUGAAACCAUCACAGCAGCUCCAACAGCCAGGGGGAGGAACUGCUUGGGCAUCUCUGCUUGGCCUCAUGCAAUCAGCUGCCAAGUAUCAAACCUGUGUUGCAUCAGAGAAAAUGAAGACUUUCUGGAUAGAAGCCAGCGUUUGGUACGGCAGGUGCAGCAUGCUGAAGAAUCGGAGAGGGCAGUGUAGAAUGGGAAAGAAAGUUGGCAGCAGGUGACCUCCAGGAGGAGAACCCAAUGCACCCCCAAUUCAGAUAGAGGUAAGAAGCCAUUUUCAGGCUCUCUACAUGGGUACUAUGGCAGAGAAUGACUUGGAAGAGUUAUUGGAGGGAAGGAGACCCCAUCGACCAGAAAGCAUGGGAUGCAUUGUGCUAGGGAUGGGGGUUCCACAACCACCAAUCCCAAGAGGAGGAGAUGGGUGGUGGUGGUCGGGGACUCCCUCCUAAGGGGGACGGAGUCAUCCAUCUGCCAUCCAGACCGGGAGACUCGAGAAGUGUGCUGCUUGCCUGGAGCUAGAAUUCAGGAUGUGAUGGAAUGUCUGCCGAAACUGAACAAGCCCUUGGACUGCUACCCCUUCCUACUUCUCCAUGUGGACACCAAUGAUACAGCCAAGAAUGACCUUGAUCAGGUCACUGCACACUACAUGGCUCUGGGAAGAAGGAUAAAGGAGUUUGAGGUGCAAGUCGUGUUCUCGUCCAUCGGUCCUGGAGAAGGAAAAGGCCCAGGUAGGGACCAUCGAAUUGUGGAGGUAAAUGCAUGGUUACGCAGGUGGAAUUGGAGAGAGGGCUUUGGAUUCUUCGACCAUGGGAUGUCGUUCCAGGAAGGAUUGGUAGGAAGAGAUGGGAUCCACCUAACGAAGAGAGAGAAGAACAUCUUCAUAGGUAGACUCUCUCCAAUUUUUCCACAUCCUCCUUGUAGUGUGGGGCUCAAAACUGGACACAGUACUCCAGAUGAGGCCUCACCAAUGUCGAAUAGAGGGGAAUGAUCACUUCCCUCGAUCUGCUGGCAAUGCCCCUACUUAUACAGCCCAAUAUGUCAUUAGCCUUCUUGGCAGCAAGGGCACACUGCUGACUCAUAUCCAGCUUCUCGUCCACUGUAACCCCUAGGUCUGUUUCUGCAGAACUGCUACUUAGCCAUUCGGUUCCCAGCCUGUAGCAGUGCAUGGGAUUCUUCCAUCCUAAGUGCAGGACUCUGCACUUGUCCUUGUUGACCUCAUCAGAUUUCUUUUGGCCUAAUCCUCUAAUUUGUCUAGGUCCCUCUGUAUCCUAUUCCUAUCCUCCUGCUUAGCUACCUCUCCUUCCCGGAAGUGGGAUACUGGGAGCAAAUGCAAGGAGGGUGCAACAGGGGAGGCUUCCUGAUUCGUACUGUUAAAGUAGGGCAAUUGGCUAGUUAUCUUAGGUGCAUGUACACGAACGCAAGAAGCCUGGGAAACAAGCAGGAAGAAUUGGAAGUCCUGGCAGAGUCAAGGAACUACGAUGUGAUUGGAAUAACAGAAACUUGGUGGGGCAGUUUGCAUGACUUAAGCACUGUCAUGGAUGGGUAUAAACUGUUCAGGAAGGACAGGCAGGGAAGAAAAGGUACAGGAGUUGCACUGUGUGUAAAAGAGCAAUAUGAUUGCUCAGAGCUCCAGGAUGAAACUGGAGAAAAACCUCUUGAGAGUUUUGGGGUUAAGUUUAGAGGCGAGAGCAAGGGUGAUGUCGUGGCAGGAGUGUGCUAUAGACCACCAGACCAGGAGGAUGAGGUAGAUGAGGAAAGAGAAGUUUCCAGAUCACAGUCCUUAGUUCUCAUGGAGGACUUCAAUCACCCUGACAUCUGCUGGGAGAGCAAUACAGCAGUGCACAGACAAUCCAGGAAGUUUUUGGAGUGUGUUAGGGACAACUUCCUGAUGGAAGUGCUGGAGGAACCAACCAGGGGCCAUGCUCCUCUUGACCUGCUGCUUACAAACAAGGGAGAAUUUGUAGGGGAAGUAGAAGCAGGUGGCAGCCUAGGAGGAAGUGACCAUGAGAUAGUCGAGCUCAGGAUCCUGACAAAAGGAAGAAUGGAGAGUAGCAAAAUAUGUACCCUGGACUUCAGAAAAGCAGACUUUGACUCCCUCAGGGAACUGAUGGGCAGGAUCCCCUGGGAAGCUAACAUGAGGGGGAAAGGAGUCCAGGAGAGCUGGCUGUAUUUUAAAGAAGCCUUAUUGAGGGCGCAGGAACAAACCAUCCCAAUGUGCAAACAGAAUAGCAAAUAUGGCAAGUGACCAUCUUGGCUUAACAGUGAACUCUUCUGCGAUCUUAAACACAAAAAGGAAGCUUAUAAGUGGAAACUUGGACAAAUGACUAGGUAGGAGUAUAAAAUAUUGCUUGAGCAUGCAGGGGUGUAAUCAGGAAGGCCAAAUAUUAGGAAACACUAUUUCACUGAGAGGGUGGUGAAGCACUGGAAUGGGUUACCUAGGGAGGAGGUGGAGUCUCCAGCCUUAGAGGUUUUUAAGGUCAGGCUUGAUGAAGCCCUGGCUGGGAUGAUUUAGCUGGGGUUAGUCCUGCUUCAAGCAGGGGGUUGGACUAGGUGACCUCCUGACGUCUCUUCCAACCCUAAUCUUCUAUGAUUCACUCAGGCCAGAGAGGCAGCUCCCCAGGAUGGCGUUACAACUCAGAGAUCAUGCACCCUAAUCUCUUCGACCCUUUUCCCCUCCAGACUCUUUGCCAUCGGAGCUAGGGCAGGGAAGGGGGGAUCUCUGGUUGCUCAGCCAAUGGGUAAGCUCUGGUGGAGACUUUCCUUCGAUUAACUGAAAAUCCCAUGAAAACAACUCUCCCACACACCAAUAACCAGACUCACUCUCAUUGGCCAGCACCCGAAUCUCCUUAAUUGUGACCUGGUCAUUUGUACUGACAUUGGCGUAUCUGUCUAACAUUACAUUCAGGGAGAUCAGUAGAGAGAUCUCUCUCUUCAUGGCUGUCACGUCCUUCCCCUUUCCACCUGGGGGAGAGACUCUCCCCAAGGCUCUUCUCCAGCAUCCCACCUUUCCUUUGGGCAGGACUUGGCUCUCUCAUUGAAGCUGCUUUGUGGAUUGGAAAGAUGCUGUUUGUCUAAUGCUACCAGUUCCAGUCCUCUCUUCUCUCUGGGCAGGGAAAGGGGCUGCCCCAUCUAAUGCCACUUCCUGCUCACUGGCCUUGAUUCAUUGGCUCCCUUCCCAGUCCUGCAUGUUCAUCUUUGCUCCCUGGCCUGGGAGUGGAGGAUGCAUUUACGGGAGGGAGCUUCCCUCUGGGAUUCCAAGUUGGUACCUGCCUCCUCUGACCCCCCUAAUUAAAAGCUGCAGCCUCUAAAAUGGAAGAAGAAGGUGCAGACGUGGUUUCCAUUAUACGACUGAGGAAUGCCAGUGACAUCUCUGUUCAGUCUCAGGUCCCCAGGACAGAAGCACCUUCCAGGGAUCCUGGAAUGUCCCAGUCAGAGUGGGUCUGCUGGGGACCAUCAGACAUGGUCCCAGACUCCUCUAAGGCUGAGCUCUGCUUCUAAUGCUCUGAUUCUUUCUCUCUCUCUCUCUCCCUCGUGAAUGUGACUCUGGAUCCAGACACGGCUCAUCCCGAACUCGUUCUGUCUGAGGAUUGGAAAAGUGUGAGAUGGGGAGACACAUGGCAGGAUCUGCCCGACAAUCCUGAGAGAUUUGACUCUGAUCCCUGUGUGCUGGGCUAGGAGGGAUUCACCUCAGGGAGACACUCCUGGGAGGUGGAGGUGGGGGAUGGAUUAUUCUGGGCUGUGGGGGUGGCCAGAGAGUCUGUGAAGAGGAAGGAAGGGGUCAGUUAUAACCCUGAGGGAGGGAGCUGGGCAGUGGAGCAGAGCUGGUGGGGUCAGUACCAGGCUCUCACCUCCCCUGGGACCCCCCUGCCCCUGAGCUGCGGCCCCAGGAGGAUCCGGGUUUCACUGGACUAUGAAUGAGGGCAGGUGACAUUUUUUGAUGCUAAUAACGAGACCCCGAUCUUUACUUUCCCACCAGCAUCUUUCAAUGGGGAGAGAAUCCGCCCCUGGCUCUCAGUGGGGUUGGAAACCCAGUUCAGACUGUGCCCCUGAGACACAUGGGGAAUAUUCCACUGAAUAUUGAAAUCAGCCUCUCUAGCCUCACACAUGAUGCUGGAGGACACUAGUCUUCUUGCAGGCUCCUGGGGUCUCAGGUCUGGACUGUCAAACUACAGCCAUCAGGGAGCGAUUGAGGCAGAGAAAUCAAUCUCAUUGCCCCAUGGAUUGUACUGCCUGUUUGUCACUGGCCUCUAUGGUUCUGGGGACCCUGGGUCAGACUGUGUCACUGAGAUAUCAGGGGAGUAGCCCUCUGAGAAUUUAAAACAAAAGUGGGGGCUUCUCUAGCCACCAUCAUCCCAGCAUCUGGGGGACUCUCAACUAUCUAGCUCCCUGACUCAUCUUUAUGAGCCUGGAGGAGUCCUGUCUACCCAACCCCCGAUACCUCAUCUCUGGGACACCUGGGAACUCUUCCCCUCCCUCCCUGCAGCCCCAGGGAUGGGAAGAGGUAGGGGUGAAGAACCCCUGGAUCAGCAGGAGGAGCAAAUGGGCCCUGAGGGGCAGAUGUGGGGGCAGUGGGGGCAGAACUGAUGGAGAGACAGGAGGCUGAAGUGAUGGGCCUGGGGAAAGAAUUAAUAGCUUGGCAGGGGACAGGAAGCUGUCAGGAAGCUGGAGGUGGCAGGGACACAGAGUUAAUUAAUUAAUUAGGGUUUGAGUCUUGGGGACAAGAUGGAGGCACCGCACCAGCAGGGAGCCUGGGAGAAGGAGACCCAGUGACUGAAGCAUGUGACUUCCAUGCCCUCAAGGAAAGGGACGCUAGGGUGGGAAAGAGUUUGGGGUUUUCUGAAAGAGAAAAGAAAAAUAAAGUGAAUAAACAAAGACGCGCCGGGAGGGUGGAGGGAGGCUAAAGUGAAGAGUGAAAGCAAAGCAAUCGUGAGACUGGGAAAGCUCAGGGGGCAACAAGAGGUGAGAAGAUAAACUCAGGGCAGAGAACUGGCAACGUGAGCUGGAGAGAUCUGUGAUCAGGAACAGAGGAGACUGAGGGGAACACAGGGAAAUAAACAGGGAUGGAAAACGAGGGCCAGAGAAAAUGGUGUGUAAAACCAAAUCAAAUGAAAGAAAAGGGGGAAGAAAAGAGAAUGCGAGAGGGGAGAGGGAGUUUUUUAAAAUGUUACUGAUGUUAUGGAAAUUCUCUCUCAGCUCCUUUUCAGCCUGACUUUUACGUAUUGCAAAUGAAGCAUAUUUAUUCCUUGUUUAUUUCCUUUUAAUUUCCUUGCUGUCAUUUUUGAAGGCAGUCAUGGGUUUCCCCCUGGCCUUUUCCUUAAUUGGUUGUAUUCACUCCCUCUAGCCUCACACACCCCAGUCACUCUGACCCUGGAGGACUAUUGUCAUCCUGCAGACUGUCUACUGUGCCGUCUCUGUGACCUUAAAUGCUACAAUCUUUGUACUGUCAAACCAGAGAGAACAGGGCGUGAUUGAGAUAGAAAAGGCAAUUUCCUUGCCUUACGGCUUGUGUAGUCUGUUUUUCACUCCCCUCUAUGAUCAAGAAGGACUCUGGCAGCCUCUAGGGUCAGACCCUGAUAGAUAGGGACCCAGGCAUGGUGGAAUGAAGGCGAAGGGAACAGGAAAUGACAGACAUAGAAGAGAGUGACCGGGAGCUUAAUAAUACAGUUGAAAGCAACAGUGUCAUUCAUGUAACGCAGUAGUUCAUCACACGUGGAGCCAUUUAAAAGUCUUUACAAAUGACACGUUGCACAAACUGGGUCCCUGGUUCCUUUUCUGAUUAUUAAAUAAUCAGGCCUAGGUAGACGAUGUCCUCACAUUUAUAGUAAACAAACAAUUUUCAAUAAAUGUAAAGUUAUUUUC
This is a messenger RNA of Gopherus flavomarginatus (Mexican gopher tortoise), 8337 nucleotides long. Its product is annotated as tripartite motif-containing protein 15-like. The coding region runs from base 3806 to 4723 and encodes 305 amino acids. Lineage: Eukaryota; Metazoa; Chordata; Testudines; Testudinidae. Gene Ontology annotation, molecular function: catalytic activity. The record is from RefSeq and is a predicted model, not a curated record. The transcript is spliced from 5 exons.